CCCAGGCCGGACCGGCAGUUUCGCCUGCGUGUCGUCUCAACGGCCUCGAAGCGACAGCCGCGAGUCCCGCUUCUGAGCUGGCUUGGUUCGCGCCCUCCAGCAUGGCUCUGGAAAGCGACAAGAGGAGGACGAGCACUUCCCUGGAGACUGCCUUAGCCGAGUGCACGGAGGCACUGAAUUGUUUCCUGCAUAACCAGUUCAGUAAGAGCUUGGAAAUGCUGCAGCCCAGGACUGGAGAGAGCAUGUACCAUGCCUUAAUUUAUGCUACCAUCCUGGAGAUGCAAGCCAUGAUGACCUUCGAACAUGAGGAUAUUGUCCAUGCAGGGCACACCAUGAAAGAAGCCCAGGAGAUCUGUCAGAGAUUUCGAAGGAAAACCACUGUGACUGGUACCUUCUCUAGUCGGCAAGGUGGAGAUGCUUGUACGGAAGAGGAACUGCAUGCUGAAGUAUGCUAUGCAGAAUGCUUAUUGCACCGGGCAGCCCUCACCUUCCUCCAGGAUGAAAACAUGGUGAAUUUCAUAAAAGGAGGAAUCAAGGUGCGUAGCAGCUACCUCAUCUACAGAGACCUGAACGCUUUCAUCCAACCUAGUUCCUUGCCUACAAACUCUGUUCGUAUCCAUCUGGAGGGGGGGAUUGCUCUUGGCACUGGUGCCUUCAAUUUGACUCUCUCUCUCUUUCCACCCCGGAUUUUGAGACUUCUGGAAUUUGCUGGGUUUUCAGGGGACAAGGAUUAUGGUUUGCAAAAACUACAUCAAGGAGCCACCACACCCAACCUGCGGGCUCUACUUUGUACAAUGUUGCUUCUCUGCUACUACACUUUCCUUACCUUCAUUUUAGGGAUUGGUGAAGAUGAUUUCUCAGAGGCUGAGGCCCUACUGAAGCCAUACCUCUCCCGCUAUCCGCAGAGUGCCAUUUUCUUGUUCUUUGCUGGGAGGAUAGAGGAAAUCAAAGGGAACAUCAAUGAGGCCAUCAAGAAAUUUGAAGAAGGCUGCUCAGCACAACAAGCUUGGAAGCAGUUUCAUCAUAUGUGCUACUGGGAACUGAUGUGGUGCUUUGCCUACAAAGGAAUGUGGAAGAUGGCGUACUUCUAUGCAGAUCUGCUGAGCAAGGAGAACCGCUGGUCUAAGGCAAUGUAUGUGUACAUGAAAGCUGCCUUCCUUAGCAUGCUGCCUGCUAAUGAGCCACGGCCUUUUGGUGAAGUAGAGGUUGAACUUUUCAGGCAGGUUUCCUCCUUCAAACAAAGAAUUGCUGGGAAAUCACCACCCACAGAGAAAUUUGCCAUUCGCAAAGCAAGGCGCUACAAAUCGAGUGACCUGGUUCCCUUACCUGUGCCAGCCCUGGAAAUGAUGUACAUGUGGAAUGGAUUUACAGUGCUGGGCAAGCAGCAAGAGUUGUUGGAAGGAACUUUAGACACUCUAAUACAGGCUGAGAAGAAGCUACAAGAAGCACCAGCCAGUGAGUACCAGGUAGAUGAUCAGUGUCUCGUGUUACUUCUCAAAGGCCUAGUCUUCAAGCAUUUGCACAGUUUGGCUCAGGCUGAGGCGUGCUUCAAUGCUGUCCAUAGCAGUAAGAAGAAGAUCAGGUAUGAUCAUUACCUGGUACCCAAUGCACUAUUGGAACUGAGUCUGCUGUAUGUGGCACAAGGCCAAAAUGAAGAGGCUAUACAGUUGCUUCGCAGAGCCAAGAACAACUACAAAAAUUAUUCAAUGGAGUCACGAACACUGUUCCGGAUCCACGCUGUAUUAUCCAAACUUAAGGCCAGCCAGGAAGAAAAUGAUGCAGAUGGAACCAGUCCUUCCUAAAGCAGGUUUCCUCACAAACUGUUGUUAGGAGUGCUUGGACCAAAGAAAGAACUGCCAAAGUACAAGGGCUGUCUUCUCCUGGGGUGGGCCUAUUUGAAGGAGUGUGUUGUAAUUGUACCACUGGGCUUCUGGCCUAGUGUUUAAUGUAUUAUGAUGAGCAUGGAUGGGUCUUACCUAACUGGAUUUCAGCUUCCAAAACCAGGGUGCAGCUAUGAAAAUGCUGCUUGCUAAUUAAUGAAGGUGGCAGGAGCAGCUUGUCUUCAUUAUUCCAUGAUAUAUUCUGUCAGAGUCAACCCACAGGAGGGCUCCUAUUUUCUAUUCUUUUUCAACCUCAUAAUUUUGAAAUAACAUGGACUUUACAGCCUCCUAAUGUUUCUUUUUUAAUUUCAUAUUUCUUGGGAAAUCCUCACCCACUUUCUUUCUCAGUUUAUGCUCCUUACCUGCUAGCAUAUCAGAUGGUUCUUCCUGUCACAUUGGGAGUGAGCUUAAUAAUGCAAAUAAUUCAGCAAAGAUUUCCAGUUUUGGCUGGAAACAUAAUAGAACCUCAACUCUCUGCAGUGGCCUUCUCUUUUUCAAAAGAACAGAUUUUUUUUUUUACAAAACUUAUCAGCUCAAUCUCUAUUUAAGAACAUUUCUAAAUGUUGGAAAGUGAUUUAAAAUGUUUACAGCAUUUGGGAUGGGUGCAAACAAUCCCUUAAGGAAUUAUAUUGCAGAAUGAAUAGUAACUGGACUUAGACAUUUUCAAAAGCCUAUGACUACUUCCAGAAUUCUGUUUAUGUCAAUACUUGCCCCAGUAUAUACUUUGCUGAUCAAUUUGGCAAAAACAACUGAUGGAUCUUAUCAGUUUUCAAUCUGAUUACUGUAUUAACAAGUAAGAUUGGUUCUACAGAUUCACCAGGCUAUUGAAAUAUGGUUUUAUUUUCUUUUUAAAAAGCUGUUUCAAUGCCUUUGUUGGUUGUCUCAUUAACCCAGGACACUUCUUGCCAUACUGUUACUCAGGACUGCUUAUUAGAUAUUAGAUAUAAGCCAAUAAGCCAAUGUGGUUUUUGUUGUACUUGUUUGCAUUCCUUAUUUUAAAAUUACAUUUGGUGUAAUUAGCAUUAAAAUGAUGGAAAGGCAUAAAGG
Molecule: messenger RNA, 2927 nt
Organism: Protobothrops mucrosquamatus (brown spotted pit viper)
Lineage: Eukaryota; Metazoa; Chordata; Lepidosauria; Squamata; Viperidae
Product: tetratricopeptide repeat protein 39A
Exons: 18
Coding region: 102-1802 (566 amino acids)
Molecular function (GO): protein binding
Source: RefSeq, a predicted model, not a curated record